Messenger RNA from Tachyglossus aculeatus (Australian echidna), 3558 nucleotides. RefSeq names its product RNA binding motif protein 26 (gene RBM26). Gene Ontology annotation, molecular function: RNA binding; metal ion binding. The coding region runs from base 43 to 3147 and encodes 1034 amino acids. Gene Ontology annotation, cellular component: nucleus. The record is from RefSeq and is a predicted model, not a curated record. Gene Ontology annotation, biological process: mRNA processing. The transcript is spliced from 23 exons. Lineage: Eukaryota; Metazoa; Chordata; Mammalia; Monotremata; Tachyglossidae.
CCCAAAACCCUCACACCCCCCCCGAGGACCGGCCAGACCCGGAUGGUGGCGAAAAUGAUCAUCGAAAACUUCGAGGCGCUCAAGUCGUGGCUCAGCAAGACCCUGGAGCCCAUCUGUGAUGCAGAUCCAUCAGCCCUAGCUAAAUAUGUUCUUGCUUUGGUAAAGAAGGAUAAAAGUGAGAAAGAACUGAAGGCACUGUGCAUUGAUCAACUGGAUGUAUUUCUUCAGAAGGAGACCCAGAUAUUUGUAGAAAAACUCUUUGAUGCUGUGAAUACGAAAAGCUAUUUACCUUCACCAGAGCAGCCAACGUCAGGAAGCUUAAAGGUAGAAUUUUUUCAACACCAAGAAAAAGAUUUAAAAAAAGAAGAGAUCACGAAGGAAGAGGAGCGAGAAAAGAAGUUUUCUAGAAGAUUAAAUCAUAGUCCUCCACCAUCAAGCUCCCGGUACAGAGAAAAUAGGAGCCGCGACGAAAGGAAAAAAGAUGAGCGUUCUCGCAAGAGAGACUAUGACCGCAACCCUCCCAGAAGAGACUCCUACAGAGAUCGGUACAACAGGCGACGCGGGCGGAGCCGGAGUUACAGCAGGAGUCGAAGUCGAAGUUGGAGUAAAGAAAGACUGCGAGACAGGGAUAGAGACAGGAGCAGGACCAGAAGCAGAAGCAGAACGCGGAGCAGGGAAAGAGAUCUGGGAAAGCCAAAAUACGACCUGGACAGAGCAGACCCGUUAGAGAACAACUACCCUCCGGUUUCUUCCGUAACGAACAUUUCAUCCGGCCAUUACCCCGUUCCAACUUUGAGUAGCACCAUCACGGUCAUCGCUCCUACUCAUCACGGAAACAACACUACUGAAAGCUGGUCUGAAUUUCACGAAGACCAGGUGGACCACAACGCUUACGCACGGCCACCUAUGCCAAAGAAACGCUGCAGAGACUACGAUGAAAAGGGUUUCUGUAUGCGAGGAGACAUGUGCCCCUUCGAUCACGGAAGUGACCCCGUCGUCGUAGAAGAUGUGAAUCUUCCAGGAAUGCUGCCUUUCCCGGCCCAGCCCCCCGUCGUUGAAGGACCCCCUCCUCCGGGACUUCCCCCUCCUCCUCCUCCUAUUCUGACGCCUCCGCCUGUGAACCUUCGACCACCAGUACCCCCUCCAGGACCACUGCCACCGAGCCUUCCACCCGUCACAGAUACGUGCCCAAGUAGUACGAGGUGGCGAAUGGAAGGAAAUAUGCAUAUGCCCCAAGCAGGACCACCUCCCCCACUGCCACCAUUGCAACCAGCCGGCAUGGACGCCCCUCCAAACUCCGCAACCAGUUCCGUUCCUACUGUGGUAACGACGGGAAUGCAUCACCAGCCGCCUCCCGCCCCACCCUCCCUCUUUAACACAGUUUUUGUAUUACCAGAUACAUACGACACAGACGGGUAUAAUCCCGAAGCUCCCAGCAUCACAAACACUUCCAGACCGAUGUAUCGACACAGAGUGCAUGCCCAAAGGCCCAAUUUGAUAGGCCUCACAUCUGGAGACAUGGAUCUGCCUCCCAGAGAAAAACCUCCCAAUAAAAGCAGUAUGAGGAUCGUGGUGGAUUCAGAGUCGAGGAAAAGGACCAUUGGAGCAGGGGAAACUGGAGUUCCUCCAAAGAAGACUUGGUUCGACAAGCCAAACUUCAACAGAACAAACAGCCCGGGUUUUCAGAAGAAAGUGCAGUUUGGAAAUGAAAACACCAAGCUCGAGCUGAGGAAGAUUCCUCCAGAGUUAAAUAAUAUCAGCAAACUUAACGAGCACUUCAGCCGGUUUGGAACCUUGGUCAAUUUACAGGUUGCCUACCACGGAGAUCCCGAAGGUGCCCUUAUCCAAUUCGCAACGUAUGACGAAGCAAAGAAAGCAAUAUCAAGUACAGAAGCAGUAUUAAACAACCGUUUCAUUAAAGUCUAUUGGCACCGAGAAGGCGUCACUCAGCAGUUGCCGACUGCUACCCAAAAAGUAAUUCAGCCUUUGGUUCAGCAACCCAGUUUACCUGUUGUGAAGCAGUCAGUCAAAGAGAGGUUAGGCCCCGUACCGACAAGUAACAUCGAACCCGCCGAAGCUCAAAGUGCGAGUCCAGAUGCUCCUCAGAGUGUAACUAAACUAUCUGUGAAGGACAGGUUGGGUUUUGUAGCAAAGCCAUCUCUUUCAGCAACUGAAAAGGUACUCUCCACUUCUACCGGCCUAACCAAAACGGUGUAUAAUCCGGCUGCCCUGAAGGCUGCGCAGAAAUCCCUGCCGACAGUUUCCACCUCUGCAUUAGACAACAGUGAAGCACAGAAAAAAAAACAGGAAGCACUAAAACUUCAACAGGAUGUGAGAAAAAAGAAGCAGGAGAUUUUGGAAAAGCACAUCGAAACUCAGAAGAUGUUAAUUUCAAAGCUGGAGAAAAACAAAGCCAUGAAGUCAGAAGAUAAAGCCGAAAUAAUGAAAACUUUGGAGGCUCUGACCAAUAGCAUCACUAAGUUAAAAGAUGAAUUGAAAGCUGUUUCUCCCGGAGGUUCCCUUCCCAAAAGUGUGAAAACCAAGACUCAGAUGCAGAAAGAAUUACUGGAUACAGAGCUGGAUUUGUACAAGAAGAUGCAGGCUGGCGAAGAGGUCACCGAACUUAGAAGAAAGUACACAGAAUUGCAACUUGAAGCUGCUAAGCGAGGGAUCCUUUCCUCCGGUCGUGGUCGAGGAAUCCACGCAAGAGGACGGGGCGCGGUCCGCGGCAGAGGCCGAGGGCGAGGAAGGGGAAGAGGAGUUCCCGGUCACGCCGUGGUGGAUCAUCGCCCGAGAGCUCUGGAGAUCUCGGCCUUUACAGAAAGUGAUAGAGAGGACCUUCUUCCCCAUUUUGCGCAAUAUGGGGAAAUUGAAGAUUGUCAGAUUGAUGACUCUUCUCUUCACGCAGUAAUUACAUUCAAGACCAGGGCAGAAGCCGAAGCUGCUGCAAUUCACGGAGCUCGUUUCAAAGGCCAAGAUCUGAAACUGGCGUGGAAUAAACCCAUGACCAUCAUGUCCGCUAUUGAGUCGGAAGAUGUUGAACCAGAUGAAGAGGAAUUUCAGGAAGAGUCUUUGGUGGACGACUCGCUGCUGCAGGACGACGACGAGGAGGAAGAGGACAACGAGUCUCGGUCCUGGAGAAGAUGAUUUGCCCGAUUAGCGAUCGGCGACUGCCAAGACUCUCCCCGUGUCGCAUUAGUAUUUCCUAAUGUACUUUUGCGGAUUUGUAAAGACGAUUUUUGGUAAAGCGCGAUGAACACGAGUUUCGACGACAGGCUAAAAGAAAAGCAGCCCUUUGGUCUUGUAUUCUGACAGGUUCAUGUUCGAGUUUUAUUUCAGUAAACAGUCGCUAAGGACAUCACACUAGAAACAUAUGCAAGGUUUUUAUUACUUCUGAGCGUUACCGAAUUCUUUGGGUUCUUUGUAAUUUAAUGAAGAGGUCAGAAAGCGAAUGGCCGUUACUUGUUAUAACUUAGAGGAUUUUUUUUGUUUUAUUCCAAAAUACGGAAUGAGUUUGCAUUUAAGAUCUUAAUGAAUGUUGCAAAAAAAAAAAAAAAA